Messenger RNA from Harmonia axyridis, 2810 nucleotides. RefSeq names its product elastin-like. Lineage: Eukaryota; Metazoa; Arthropoda; Insecta; Coleoptera; Coccinellidae. Bases 135 to 2663 code for a protein of 842 amino acids. The record is from RefSeq and is a predicted model, not a curated record. The transcript has 3 exons.
UAAAGUUGGAUCGGUGUGAUCUCCAAGCAUCCUAUUAUGAGAAGUAUAGAAUCCUUUCCCGACAAAAGCCGGUAUAUAAGCCACUAUGAUGGGGGUAAUAUCAUCAUUCGUUUCUUGUUCAUUCCAAAGCAAACAUGAAGCCAUUCAUUGUAGCAACAUUAUUAUUGGCAGUCGCCAGCACAGCAUUAGGUGGUGAGGCCAAAAAAGAGAACAAGAACUCGAAGAGAGGAUUGAUAGAUUUAGGUGGACAUGACGGUGGUUAUGGUGGCAGCAGUUACUCCUUUGGAGGUGGACAUGGGGGAGACCUUGGUGGAUAUGGAGGUGGAGGCCAUGGACUUGGUGGAUAUGGAGGAGGAAGCUAUGGUGGUCAAGGAGGAGCUGGUGGUCUUGGAGGUGGUUUUGGAGGAGGUUUCGGAGGAGGUAUAGGCGGAGGUGGUGGAGCUACAGUGACUACCAUCAACCGUGCAGUGCCAGUUCUAGUUCCCCAGCCAUACCCAGUUACCGUCAACAGACCAGUUCCUGUACCAGUGCCACAAAGGGUCGAGGUCCCAGUUCCACGUCCUGUACAAGUUGACGUACCAGUUCCUCAAACUGUUGAAGUUCCAAGACCUGUUCCCUACACUGUAAAUCGUCCAGUACCUUAUGCAGUUCGUGUUCCCGUUCAAGUACCAGUAAGAGUACCAGUUCAAGUAUCAGUUCCACAGCCUUAUCCAGUGGAAGUUCCACAACCAGUUCCAGUCAGAGUGCCCCAACCUAUUGUUGUCAACGUACCUCAACCAAUUUACGUUGGAGGUGGUGCUGCAGGAGGAUCUGGACUUGGUGGUGGUGCUGGAGCUGGUUUUGGAGGAGGUUAUGGAGGUGGUUAUGGAGGUUAUGGUUCUGGAGAAGGUUUGAAGGGAGGUUAUGAAGGCAGCAGUGGAAUCGAACAAAGCAUCAGCUACGGUGGGUCCUACGAUUCUGGUAUCCAUGGUAUCGACAGUUCAUCAGGAUACAGCAGCUAUGGUGGCAGUCAAGGACUCAGUCUUGGAGGAAAGUACGAUGCUGGUCAAUCUUAUUCCAUUGGCGGAUCUGACGGUGGAUACGGAGGAAAAGGCUCAGCCAUUACCCAAUCUGUUUCCAUUUCACAUGGAAGCUCAUACGGCAAAUCCAGUUUAGGAGGUGACAGCGGCCACCACAGUGGUUCAAGUGGUGGUGCUACAAGUUAUGCCAGCUUCAGUCUUGGAGGAGGUGGUUACAAACACGCUGCAACACUUAUACUGGCAAUCACCAGCAUUGCCAAUUGUGGGAAGGUCGAAAAAGAAAACAAGAUAACAAAGCGUGGUUUGCUAAACUUGGGAGAUGGACAGGAAUUCAAUCAAAUUGGCAGUAGUUACUCUUUGGGAAAUGCUCAUGGAGGAAAUUAUGGAGGAUAUGGUAGCCAAAGCUAUGGAGAUGUGAACUACGAAAGUGCUAACAGUCUAGGAUAUGCACAAGGUUACGGAAAUGGUAUUGGAGAACAUGGUGGAGCUACAGUGACUACCAUCAACCGUGCAGUGCCAGUUCUAGUUCCGCAGCCAUACCCAGUUACCGUCAACAGACCAGUUCCUGUACCAGUGCCACAAAGGGUCGAGGUCCCAGUUCCACGUCCUGUACAAGUUGACGUACCAGUUCCUCAAACUGUUGAAGUUUCAAGACCUGUUCCCUACACUGUAAAUCGUCCAGUACCUUAUGCUGUUCGAGUUCCCGUUCAAGUACCAGUAAGAGUACCAGUUCAAGUAUCAGUUCCACAGCCUUAUCCAGUGGAAGUUCCACAACCAGUUCCAGUCAGAGUGCCCCAACCUAUUGUUGUCAAUGUUCCUCAACCAAUUUACGUUGGAGGUGGUGCUGCAGGAGGAUCUGGACUUGGUGGUGGUGCUGGAGCAGGUUUUGGUGGAGGUUAUGGAGGUGGUUAUGGAGGUUAUGGAUCUGGAGAAGGUUUGAAGGGAGGUUAUGAAGGCAGCAGCGGAAUCGAACAAAGCAUCAGCUACGGUGGUUCCUACGAAUCUGGGACCCAUGGAAUUGACAGUUCGUCAGGAUACAGCAGCUAUGGUGGCAGUCAAGGACUCAGUCUUGGAGGAAAGUACGAUGCUGGUCAAUCUUAUUCCAUUGGCGGAUCUAACGGUGGAUAUGGAGGAAAAGGCUCAGCCAUUACCCAAUCUGUUUCCAUUUCACAUGGAAGCUUAUACGGCAAAUCCAAUUUAGGAGGUGACAGUUCAUCAGGAUACAGCAGCUAUGGCGAUAAUCAAGACCUAGUCAUUGGAGCAAAAUAUAAUGCCGGACAAUCUCAUCUGAUUGGCGGAUCUGACGAGGAAGGUGGUUUCACCAAAUCAUAUUCCAUUUCUCAUGGAAACUACAAUGGAAAACCUAGCUCCCAAGGUUUGAAUGGCGUUUCAAGUUACAACAGCGAAGGUCAGAAAUUCAAUCUUGGAGGACAGUCUUAUGCUGGUCAUUCAUAUUCACUUGGUGGGUCUGAACAUGUUUAUGGUGGUAAAGGAUCAGCUGUGGGCAAUUCUGUGUCAACCUUCCAUGGAAACUUCUACGGGAAAUCCGGUUCAAAUGUGGGAAGUAGUUAUAAAGGUGACUCGAAAAAUGGUGCUACCAGUUUUGUAAGAAUCCGACUUGGUGGUAACAGUCACAAGUAUUGAUAUGGUCAAUAUUAAUUUUAUAAAUUACUCAUCCAUCACUUUUAUAAUAAUCAUUAUUUGUUCUUCAAUAUGUGAUAUUUUUUUCUAUUAAGUAGGUAUACUUUUUGUAUUGAAUUGUAAUCUAAUAUAUUCGUUACUUUAAUUGUA